AUGUCCGCCGCUCAGCAAGGUUUUUCGAAGGGCCAAGUUUACCGCGCAACAUCAUACUCACAUCUCGGCCGGCGCGAUAUCGCAAAGCUGACCGCCAUACUACGAGAUAGUCCACUUCCUUGCGACGACAUCAAUUCCGAAAAGACGCAGAAAUACAUCAGGCGGGUCAAGAAAGCUACACAAGCCCUUCCGCCGCAUUUACUGCGUAAUAGCGUCGCAUUGAAGAUCAGCAACAUAUUCAUGAAGAAUGGCGAUCUAAGUAGAGCAGGGCUUUGCCACAAUUUGCACGAGAAGCUUCCCGCGAAGCUUGUUCAAAGCAUAUUUUCUUGGAUUAGACAUGAGAUUGAAGAGGGCAUUCCGCGCUUCUUCCACAUUCUGUACUUCCAUAAUGCGCUGACUCCUGAACAAGAGAAGUUUGUUCGCUACCUUGAGUUGAUCCCCGAGAUGUGGCAAAAUGACUACGAUGCUCGAAAGACGGCUCCACCCAAUAGGGAACCAAUCUACUCGCAGGUUGAACAGAACGGGAUCGUCCUAAGCCGAUGGGCUAAGGGACAACACCAAUGCCCAGCAUGUAUGCUAGCACGAAUUGGCGGCAGCUAUCGAGCUUGCUAUGGCCUCUUGUUAGGCAUACUCGCUCGAUGGUCAACCGCAAAGACCAAAGCGGAUACGAGCCGCAGACUUCAAUGGGUGGAGCGCUGGGUCCACCAAUUCCAGCCAGGUGCCGAUCGAUUCGCAUGGCCAGAGGCUCAAAAAUUGAAGGAAAUUUGGAAAGAUGUGGCACGCCAGAUCAGAGAUGGGGAGUUUGAAGACCCAUUGAAGCGCUCUCCAACCUUCUCCGUUGAAUCAACGGCGUUUGUUGGUCGUCCUCCAACAGUAUCCUCCAAUGCGACCGCUCCUGUCGAUGUCACAGAGCCGUACCAUCCUGACGGAGGAUUCCCUAGUAACCGAGAGAAUCCCUUUAAAAGCCCGUUCGAAAGCCCGCCUACUUCGCCACGACAUAGCAACAGCGAACGCGAGCUUGUUGACGAUCAAAGUGAAUAUGAGUACCACGAAGACCCCGACAAGGACGGACAGGUCAGCGCAACUGUUAAUCCAUGGGAUCUCACAAAUCUCCCACACCCUGCGGCAUCCUCCAUCUACUCCCAGGCAGGCGCAUCCCCAGCUUCAAUACCACAAGGAAAUGCUGCGGCCUAUGCUGCAGACUACGCUUCAUCUCUAGGCAAUGUGCUCGAAGACGAGCCACAAGAAGGAGUUGCGCCGCCGGCGACUGAACCACUGUUCGCACGCGAUGCCUGGAUCAACUACAACAACAGCGAACAAGUCGACAACGGAGACGGAGCUGCAGAUAAAUCGUCAGGUCAGGCGGUUGCGGGCGUAACGCCCUAUAAAAGCAUUUUCGAAAACACCGUGGAGCGGUCUCAGAGCUCGAGGCGUCCAGAACGGCAACCUGCCGCUACGCCACGAUCGCCACUGAUUCGUAACACCAGUGUCCGCCGUCAAGACAAUCAUACCGGCACGCCAGGCUAUCCGGCUCCAGUCAACCAAAACCCCUACGAAUUCCAGCCCUCCCCGGUUUCUUCCCGUGCCGCUUCCCCAGUAACAGUGCCAGGGAGACCCUAUAGCGUCAGCCCGCUCAGCUCUUCACGCCCGCCUAGCCCUCCACGCGAGCAACGCGACCCUCGAUUCAACGAUCCCAACUGGAUUCAAAACGGUAUCCGAAGUCGGCCCUUGAGUACCGCGUCUACGGCUUGGGAGAAGUUCUACGAUGACCCCAGGGAAAUAAUGGCUAAGCGAGAGCGAGAGAAAGCGAAAGUGCCCCCGCUCCCGCCGGUACCGAGGAUGCUGCAGAAUCCUUUCUCCUUCUCGUUCAAUAGGAAGGGGAAGAAGAAAGACAAGGAUAAGGAAGACAAAGAUAGGUCGUAAGGGACCUACUCUUGAACCACGAGCUAGAUGAGUCGCGAUAACUGUCUAGUCAUGAAUGAUUGCGGUUUGCGUUUGCUAAUUUUUUAGAAUACUUACGUUGAAUAGUGCGGCUUUGUUGGCGCGUUGUUUGGCAAUGAAAAUGGAGCUCUUUUCUCUGGAAUUUCAAGGUACGUGGUUUCGUGAUGGUGAUCAUUGAUUUUGUAGACCUUACGGAGAAAUCCCAAACCGUAACCACCGGUUUAGCACCCAGCUCACGUGUCCUAACUCUCUAACGUCCAUCCCUGCGUGGCGAAACACACCCCGUGACGAAACAAAAGACGGGUAACGUAGGUGGCAAGCGAGCUGCGCACCCUUCAACCUUUUACGACGCGAUACCUCGUAACUACAAUGGCUCCACCAAAUAAAAAUUGUUUGCC
Mytilinidion resinicola is the source of this 2339-nucleotide messenger RNA. RefSeq lists its product as uncharacterized. The coding region runs from base 1 to 1923 and encodes 640 amino acids. Lineage: Eukaryota; Fungi; Ascomycota; Dothideomycetes; Mytilinidiales; Mytilinidiaceae. The transcript has a single exon. The record is from RefSeq and is a predicted model, not a curated record.